Molecule: messenger RNA, 2422 nt
Organism: Sceloporus undulatus (fence lizard)
Lineage: Eukaryota; Metazoa; Chordata; Lepidosauria; Squamata; Phrynosomatidae
Gene: CLDN2
Product: claudin 2
Biological process (GO): calcium-independent cell-cell adhesion; bicellular tight junction assembly
Cellular component (GO): plasma membrane; bicellular tight junction
Molecular function (GO): structural molecule activity
Source: RefSeq, a predicted model, not a curated record
CCCCCCUCUGCACCAUCCUCAACUGCUGCCAUCCCCAGAAGAGUGCCAACUUACAUGAGGAAGGCCAGCUCUCGGGACUUUGGGGGAGGAGGAGGCAGUGGCAGAGUGACCGGCAUAGAGGAAGCGGACUGAGGGGCUGGAGAUGGCCUCUGUGGGCCUGCAGCUGGUGGGCUACAUCCUGGGGCUUCUGGGGCUGCUGGGCACAGUGAUUGCCACCCUCCUACCUGGCUGGAAGACCAGCUCCUACAUUGGCACCAGCAUAGUCACAGCUGUGGGCUUCUCCAAGGGCCUCUGGAUGGAGUGUGCCUCCUACAGCACGGGCAUCACCCAGUGCGACAUCUACAGCUCCCUGCUCAACCUGCCCGCCGACCUCCAGGCCGCCCAGGCCCUGAUGUCCACCUCCAUCGCUGUCUCCCUGCUGGCCUCCAUUGUCUGCGUGAUGGGAAUGCGCUGCACUGUCUUUGCCCAGGGCUCUCCAACCAAGGACAGGGUGGCUGUGGCGGGAGGGGCGGCCUUCAUCCUCGGGGGGCUCCUCGCCUUCAUCCCUGUGGUUUGGAACAUCCACGUGGUGCUCCGGGACUUCUACAACCCCGUCAUCCCCGACAGCAUGAAGUAUGAGCUGGGGGAGGCCCUGUACCUGGGCAUCCUCUCCUCCUUGGUCUCCCUGGUUGGGGGACUCAUCCUCUGCGCCUCCUGCCCACCUCAAGACCGGGUGCCCACCCACUACAGCCCAUACCGCUCCCGGACAGUGGCCACACGGAGCCCCCCAUCUCCCACGGGAGGGGCAGCCCCCUCCCAAAAAACAAAGAGCGAGUUCAACGCCUACAACCUGACUGGCUAUGUAUAAUGGCAGCUGGACUUGCCAGACUGACAGACCACUGGGGAGCCAUGGCUGUCUUGACCCCUGGCCCACCUGGAGGCAUCGGACAGGUAAGCAGGCAAGGAGGCAGCUGGGCAUGGACCCCACCACCACGCACCUGCGUUUCUACCACUGCCAUUGCCAAGACUUCUCCCUCAAGCACCAAGUGGAGCUGCCUUCUUUGGGGCCUCAGAGCCGAAUCACUGCUGAAGGAAGCCUCUCCUCAUCCUGAAGGGAUCAGCCACACUGGACAGUCUCUGAGGUGUCACUGUGGGAUCUUCUGGUGGGACUGGCAAGGGUCUGCCUUAGAGACACCUGACCAAUCCCCAUGGAUCCAUAGGACUGCACGUCCCUGACGGCAGAGACUGACCAAACGGAGGAGGAGAAUGGGUGAAGUGGGGGCCAGCCACUGGCAAGGGGAGAGGGGGACCAUGGGUCAAGCAGAACAGUGACUCUGGAAGGCGCUGGCAGGAAUCCAGCCUCACAAAGUGCUGGGGGUGGCAGUGGGGAGGAAACAGCAGGCUAGUCCAUGAUUCUCCUGGGGCCCCAGGAAGAUUUGCUGAUGGGCACCAAUGGAGCAGUGCCACAGCCACCCAGGCCAAGCUUUCUGAGCAUCACAGCUGGCCACCCCUUUGGGGACUGGGGGUCCAGCAGCAGCCAGAGUCCCUAGCCCCUCUUCCCCACUGCCAGGCCCUGUGCCUUGGGGGGUUUCUGCCUCCCCCCUUGUGGCAAAUGCCAACCGCACAGGGCCCUAAGGGCUGGGCUUGAUCAAAACAAGUUUUUCAUCUCCAUGACCUCAGGGGCCUCUGGCUUUGAAGAGCCGCCUGCCCUCCCCUGUGCUUGCCCCGUGGGUGGAUGGUUGGGUGGGUGGAGAGAACAGACUGGCCUUGGCAAGGGGAUCUCGGGCACAAUAAACCAAGAGGGAGGGGGAGGCUGGGAAGGGGGCAGCUGGCAGGCUGGCACUGGGUGCUUCUUUUUCGGACAGACAGAGGCCACUUCUGUGUGUCUCCCUGCCUUCGCCCGCCAUGUUCUUCCCCAUGUUCGGCUUCCAGAAGCUGAUGAGGGCAAGUCAGUAGCAAGGACUCUGAAGGGCAGGAAGAAGGCCCAGAGGGACCUUCAUGGACUGGGGGGGGGGGGGGGUGUGCCCAGGACCCCCAGGGAGGAAAGCAACCCUGGGGGCCUUGGCUCCAUGCAGGCUACCCAAUGCAAGCAAUCCUCUGCCUCCUCCUCUUUUUAGGAAUCCUGGGGGGGGGGUUCUCCCCUCCCUUCCCCAAGGAACAUGUUGAGCACCCCACAUACAGAAGGGAGUCAGGUGGCUGCUCUGGGCUCCCAUUUCCCCACCCCAAAGGAAGGAAGUAUUCGCUGGAGUAUUGCAUCAAUGCUUGCGUUUAUGGAAUUGGAAGAAAGGGGGUUGACUUCCUUAUAGCUGCACCAGUUACCUCUAUGGCCAUUUGGUCACUGUAGAGGUCACUUCCUAUCCCCCCACUCUACAAAAGGUUUAGAGUUUUUAUGACCCUAAGGCUCUUUCCUCCAUGCUUGGAUUAAAGAUGGAUGCAUCCGCAA